CUUUACGGUAUCAGAAGUUAGAACAGCAGAUGGUCUGCGUUCGGUAUUACAGUUCAGAGCUGCAGAAAGAGCUGAUUCUGGAGACUAUAGAUGCCACGCUCAGAAUCAAUAUGGAAGAAGUGAAAUUCUUAUGUAUCUUCACGUUGAGGAACCACCAGAAUCGCCUAAAUCAGUGCGAUUAGGAGGUGUUGGUACUAGGUGGGUUCGUCUUAUUUGGCGAUCCUUACCAGGCCUUGGAGUGUACUACAGCGCGCUGUGUACAGCGCUUCACUCAUUACCAGGAGUCGAGGCCAAGCAUACCACUGCCAAUUUAAGUUUAGAAUCGCUAGGAGAUGAAAGAGUUGAACCAGACGGCUACAAAACAUUAAGCGCUCGAUUGGAAAACCUAAGGCCAGCUGCAGCAUAUUCUCUUCGACUGAUAGCCGCUAAUCAUGUGGGACAGUCACCUCAUUCGGAUCCUCUACUUUUUACUACUUUAGAAGAAGCGCCAUCAGCAUCGCCACAAAAUGUAAGAGUCAGGCCAGCAAAUAUUGGAGAACUUCAUCUAUCUUGGUCGGCGCCACCUCAAGACAGUUGGAACGGCGAGUUGCUGGGCUACGUGGCGUCGUGGCGCGAGCUGAGCCGCUUCGAGGAGGAGGCGGGCGAGGACGGCGAGCGCAGCGGGUCUGCCACGUCUCCCGGCUGGAGCAGCGCGGAGAUGACAUUAGGGGGGCUGCGGUCCUUCGCGCGUUACGCAGUGUCACUUCGCGCGUACAACAGGGCGGGCGCCGGGCCUCCGUCGCCUUUGGUGUAUGCUACUACUGCUGAUGGAGUGCCCGAAGCACCACCAACGUCGGUGUUCUGCGAGGCGGUGUCGGCGCGGUCGCUGCGCGUGCGCUGGGCGGCGCCGCCGGGCGCGCAGCACGCGCACUCGCUCCGCGGCUACGAGCUGCACUACGCGCCGCUGCAUCUGUCGCCCUCAUGGAGUGGCGCCGGCGGCGGCAUGGUGGCCCGGGCGGGCGCGGGCGGGGGAGCGGGCGAGGCCACGCUGCAGGGGCUGCGCGCCGCCACCAACUACAGCGUCAGCGUGCGCGCGCGCGCCGACCGCGGCCUCGGCCCGCCCUCGCCGCCCGUCUACUGCUCCACCAGGGAGGACGUGCCGGGCGCCGCGGAGGCGAUCCGCGCGCUGGCGGCGAGCGCGGACGCGGUGCGCGUGUCGUGGCUGCCGCCCGCGCUCCGCGCCGGCCGCCUCACGCACUACACGCUCUACACGAGGGAACUCGGCAAGGUAGGCGGCGAGUGGUCGCAGCGCGUGGAGGCGGGCGAGGGCGACGAGGCGGCGGAGGUGUGGCGAGAGGUGGUGGGGCUGCGCGAGCGCACGGUGUACGAGUUCUGGGUGCGCGCCAGCACCGCCGCCGGCGCCGGCCCGCCCACGCGCCCCGUCACCGCCGCGCCCACGCAGCACUUGUCAGUGCGCAUCUCGUCGUUCGGGCGCGUGGUGUACGCGCCGCAGGGCGCGCGCGUGCGCCUGCGCUGCGCCGCCGUGGGCCCGCCGCCGCUGCGCCGCCGCUGGGCGCCCGCGCCCGCGCCGCCCGCGCUCUCCGUCACCGAGGCCGGCGAUCUCAUCAUACAUAAAGCGGAAGUCAACGCCAACUUCACGUGCUCGGUGCGGGGCGGCGGCGGCGGCGGCGACGCGGCGCAGUACGCGCUGGUGGUGCGCGCGCCGCCCGCCGCGCCCGCGCCGCGCCUCGUGCGCGCCGACACGCACGCGCUGCACCUGGCCUGGGACCCGCCGCCUGACCUCGGGACGGCGUUGCUAGGCUACACGGUGUGGUGGACGCGCGGCGGCGACAGCACGCAGGGCGCGCGCGCGGCGCGCGUGGGCGGCGAAGAGACGGCGCUGUGGCUGCGCGGGCUGGCGUGCGGCGCGCUGUACCGCGUCACGGUCCGCGCGCACAACGCCGUGGGCGCCUCGCCGCACUCGCGCCCGCUGCUCGCGCGCACCCGCGGCGACAAGGCGAAGGCGCCGCCGGGCAAGGAGUUCGUGUGGGCCAACAGCACGGCGCUGCGGCUGAACCUGCUGGCGUGGGGCGGGCGCUGCCCCGUGGCGGCCUGGGCCGUGGCCGUGCGGGCCACCGCGCCCUUCGCGCCCGCGCCCGGGCCCUGGCAGGACCUCGUCGCUGACGGCGAGUCUGCGCUGGCCAGCAAUUUGAAGCCAGGCACGUGGUAUGAAAUACGCGUGGUAGCGCGGUCUCCCGCCGGCGACACACCGGCGCUUUACCGGGCUGCCACGCACACUGUUAAUGGAGAACGGAUGGGAGAGCCAACGGAGCUACCAGUGGAAGCCAGAAGUCAACUGGCCGAUGGCGCUGCAGAAGUGGUCCCCGAGUGGCGAUUGAGUCUUGCACCCCUACUGCUCGGUGGAGGGCUGGCAGCGUUAUUAGCAUCACUGGCAGUAGGUCUAAUGCUGGCGCGGCGCCGCGAAUUAUGCGUUCGGCGCGAAUGUUCACUGCACGAGGCGCGCGCGCCGCAUCCUCAGCUCUACACUACGGAACCCGGGAAACGGAACGGAAAGACACUCACGCCGCCUGAUAGCGAGCUGCACGAGAUCAGCCCGUACGCGACGUUCAGCAUGGCGGGCGGCGCGGGCGCGGGCGGGGGCGGCGCGGGCGCGGAGGGCGGCUGCGCGCUGCACCUGCGCACCUUCGGCCGCGCCGAGUCGCUGGACCUGGCCGCGCCGCCGCCGCGACCCAACCUGCUCGCGCACGCUUCUGAGUACGGGCGCGCGCGCGACAGCGACUCUGAGUCGAGCGGCUCGCCGUGCGCCGCGUGCGCCGCCGAGCUCUACCGCCUGCCCGCCGCGCACCUCUCGGACACGCUCCCGGCGAUGGAGUCGAGCGCGGACGACACUUCGUACAGCGCGGGCGCGGGCAGCCGCGGGGGCGCGCGGGGGGAGGUGCGGAGCGCGCGGGGCGAGCGCGGCGCGCGGGCGGCGCGCGGUCGCCGGCGCCGGGACCACGCGCGACACGCGUCCGGGCCCACUGUCAGAUACUUCGCGGCGGGCGCGCAGCCGCGGCAGCAGGCGCUGUGA
This is a messenger RNA of Ostrinia nubilalis (European corn borer), 3070 nucleotides long. RefSeq names its product cell adhesion molecule Dscam2-like. The record is from RefSeq and is a predicted model, not a curated record. Gene Ontology annotation, molecular function: protein binding. Lineage: Eukaryota; Metazoa; Arthropoda; Insecta; Lepidoptera; Crambidae. Gene Ontology annotation, biological process: cell-cell adhesion. The coding region runs from base 131 to 3070 and encodes 979 amino acids. The transcript is spliced from 20 exons.